Molecule: messenger RNA, 720 nt
Organism: Symbiodinium sp. CCMP2592
Lineage: Eukaryota; Dinophyceae; Suessiales; Symbiodiniaceae
Source: the annotation of a GenBank genome assembly
AUGGACCCCCUUGCAUCCGUCCAGCCCGAGCCGAAUGACUCACGGGCCAUGAUGUUGGCCGCAUUUGUGGCCUCCGGCGACGAGGCCGGCGUUCGCCGCGUCAUCGAAGCCGACCCUGGCGCCGUCAAUGAGGUUGGCCUGGAUGGAACAUCUCCACUCUGUGCUGCUGCUAUGUGGGGCCACGUGAACAUCCUUCGCUUGCUUCUGGACUCAAUGGCCUCCCCUGCACUGCGGAACGAGAACGGCCCACAAUGGACAGCUCUACAUGCUGCCGCAUUGCAAGAGGAGGGCAAGGCCUGCAUGCUGCUGCUGGAAAAACGAGCGAACCCUGAGGAGAGAGAUUUGGAAGGGGUGACCCCUUGCGACUAUGCAUCAGUCUCCGAAGCGGUUUGGCCUAUCUUCGCAGCAGCUGGCUGCAGCCGCGAGGGGAAAGAAGCCUUGGUUCAGAAAGGCGUCCUGCGAAAGGCCAGCUCAACACUUGAGCAGCAGCUGGAGCGUGAAGCAGAGCAAGGCCCGUCGCGGCGAGGCCUCAUCACCGAGUACUCACGCCCUGGAAGCUCCUAUGUGGUCAGUCGGGAGUUUCCCCCACGGCCAGGCUCCUCCAUGGGCUCUGGCCGCCUGGGCACUGCAGCCAGAAAGCCGACGCGACCGAUCGAUAUUCUCGAGGAGGAGGGGGAAGCCCCCGACGUCUCCAGCAUGGGACGAUCUCUGGCGAUGUGA